GGCAAGCUUUCAAUUCAGCAAACCGGGGGAGUUACGCGGCAGCUCCGCGGGCCUCCCCGGACGUCCGUUAGAAACGGACCGGGACGCGUAAACCGCACGCCGCGCUGGACACCGCCGGCCGGUCGGCCGACACGCACCGGCCCCUGUCUGUCCCCCGAGGGGCGCGGCCGUGCGGGUAACGAGGACCUCACGCGGUCCCGAUACCGCUGCUGCCGGCUCCGGCCCGCACAGGCUCCCCCGGCUGCUGUCCCCGCCGGGAGCCACACGCGCGCACGGCUCUGUCACUUCCUCCGCCGCCCCUACCUCACCACCACCACCACUGCGGCGUGAACCCCAAACCCCCAGGACUCACGCCGGACGCCCCUCAGCUGGCAGGGACGCUGUCCUCACCCCCAGGAUGUACAGAACCAAAGUGGGCCUGAAGGACCGCCAGCAGCUGUACAAGCUCAUCAUCAGCCAGCUGCUCUAUGACGGCUACAUCAGCAUCGCCAACGGCCUCAUCAACGAGAUCAAGCCGCAGUCGGUCUGUGCGCCCUCCGAGCAGCUCCUGCAUCUCAUCAAACUAGGAAUGGAAAAUGAUGAUACCGCCGUUCAGUAUGCGAUCGGCCGAUCAGACACAGUUGCCCCUGGCACAGGGAUCGACCUGGAAUUUGAUGCAGAUGUCCAGACCAUGUCCCCAGAGGCUUCCGAGUAUGAAACGUGCUAUGUCACAUCUCAUAAGGGACCGUGCCGCGUGGCUACCUAUAGUAGAGAUGGGCAGUUGAUCGCCACGGGCUCUGCCGAUGCCUCCAUAAAGAUACUUGACACCGAAAGGAUGUUGGCCAAAAGUGCCAUGCCGAUAGAGGUCAUGAUGAAUGAGACUGCACAACAGAAUAUGGAAAACCACCCCGUGAUUCGAACUCUCUACGACCAUGUGGAUGAAGUCACAUGUCUCGCUUUCCACCCAACAGAACAGAUCCUGGCCUCUGGCUCGAGGGAUUAUACUCUGAAAUUAUUCGAUUAUUCCAAACCAUCUGCAAAAAGGGCCUUCAAAUAUAUUCAGGAAGCGGAGAUGUUGCGCUCCAUCUCUUUCCACCCUUCCGGAGACUUCAUCCUCGUCGGCACUCAGCACCCCACCCUCCGCCUGUAUGACAUCAACACCUUCCAGUGCUUUGUGUCCUGCAAUCCUCAGGACCAGCACACCGACGCCAUAUGCUCUGUCAAUUACAAUCCGAGUGCCAACAUGUAUGUGACUGGCAGCAAGGACGGCUGCAUCAAGCUGUGGGAUGGAGUCUCUAACCGGUGCAUCACGACUUUUGAGAAGGCACAUGAUGGGGCUGAAGUUUGCUCUGCCAUUUUUUCCAAAAAUUCUAAAUACAUCCUCUCAAGUGGAAAAGACUCUGUUGCUAAACUUUGGGAAAUAUCAACAGGACGAACGCUGGUCAGAUACACGGGUGCGGGGUUGAGUGGCCGGCAGGUGCACCGGACUCAGGCCGUGUUCAACCACACCGAGGACUACGUGCUGCUGCCGGACGAAAGGACGAUCAGUCUCUGCUGCUGGGACUCGAGGACAGCCGAGCGGAGAAACCUGCUCUCCUUGGGGCACAACAACAUCGUGCGCUGCAUCGUGCACUCACCCACCAACCCCGGCUUCAUGACGUGCAGCGACGACUUCAGAGCGCGCUUUUGGUACAGGAGGUCGACCACUGACUGAGCGCUGUGGCGCGGAGGGUUCUUUCCCCAAGGACUCCGCCCUCCCUCCCCGUGCCCUGUUUCCAGCUCCAGUAGUAAGGCAUUGUACCAUCUCUGGCAGUGUGCUGCCACCUCUGUCGACAUCCUUGGAUUUGUACAAGAGAAUCUUUUUUUACCUUGAUGUAUAAUCAUGGUGGAAAAAGCUGGAAACAGAUCCGUGCAGUUCUACAUUCACUGAUUAUUACAGUGUGAUUUUCAUCGGCUUUGUACAUACAGGACUUGCUGUUUCUUUUGAAUAUCUCGAUCAUUUGAAGGAUAGAGAAUUAAAGUGCUUUCUAGAUCACAAGGGAGUCUGUCAUCGAGAAUUUUCCUUUGGUCAGCCUUCCCGCCUGUGCUGCUCCUCUCUGUGUUUGCAGAUACGUUUGGCAGGUGCGUAGGCAUUUAGCUGUGAGGAUCUGCGGCACUGCCGCACUGAAACCAGUUUUGAGAAUCCCUUGAUUCUAUCCGGAAGUGACAUCAUUCUAAUAAAGCUCGGACCUGCAGUGUCA
Messenger RNA from Oryctolagus cuniculus (rabbit), 2219 nucleotides. The record is from RefSeq and is a predicted model, not a curated record. Lineage: Eukaryota; Metazoa; Chordata; Mammalia; Lagomorpha; Leporidae.